AUUUUCACGUGAGUAUCAAAAAAAAAAUCUCAUGAAAAAUAAAAGACUUUUAAAGUUUUUUUUAAUAUAAAAAAAGACAGUAUAAAGUAGAAGAAGUGGGGGCGUUUUCUCAUCUGCUCUUCAUUUCGAUAAAUAAUUGAAAAGAACAAAAGAAACAAAAGAGACGAGAAAGAGUUUUGGCGAUGAAGAAGAACGCACUUUGGCUACUGUGCAUUCUGGUGUUACCGGCGAUAGCCUGUGGUAGGAAACCGGAGAAGAAGGUAACAAUUUCAUCCUCUGGGAGGAAGGAAGAUGACCUUGUAACCGGUUUGCCCGGCCAACCACCGGUUAACUUCAAACACUACGCCGGUUACGUGAAUCUGGGGCCUGAACAGAAGCAAAAGGCACUUUUCUAUUGGUUCUUCGAAGCUCAACAAAACUCUUCUCGUCGUCCUCUCGUCCUUUGGCUCAAUGGAGGACCGGGUUGCUCAUCAAUAGCCUAUGGAGCUGCACAAGAACUAGGCCCUUUUCUUGUUCACGACAACGGUGGCAAACUUACCUACAAUCAUUUCUCUUGGAACAAAGAGGCCAAUAUGUUGUUCUUGGAAGCGCCGGUUGGGGUUGGGUUCUCGUAUACCAAUAACUCAAUGGAUCUUCAAAAGCUUGGAGAUGAAGUUACUGCAUCGGACUCUCUUGCUUUCCUGAUCAACUGGUUCAUGAAAUUCCCCGAGUUCCGAUCCAGCGAGUUCUACAUCUCUGGCGAGAGUUACGCCGGUCACUAUGUUCCUCAGCUCGCGGAGGUAAUUUACGACAGGAACAAGAAGGUUACGAAAGACUCUAGCAUUAAUCUCAAGGGAUUCAUGAUAGGGAACGCGGUGAUCAAUGAGGCAACAGACAUGGCAGGACUAGUGGACUACGCAUGGAGCCACGCUAUAAUAUCGGACGAGGUCCACACCAGCAUCCAUGGCUCGUGCAGUUUUGAGGAAGAUACCACCAACAAGACCGAACAAUGCUACAACAAUUUCAAAGGGUUCAUGGAUGCUUACAAUGAUAUCGAUAUAUACAGUAUCUACACUCCCGUUUGCCUCUCCUCUUUGUUGUCAUCUUCUCCAAGAAAACCUAAAAUCGUCGUGUCUCCUCGUCUCCUUACUUUUGACGAUUUGUGGGACAAGUUUCCGGCCGGGUACGAUCCAUGCACUGAAAGUUAUGCCGAGAAUUACUUUAACCGGAAAGAUGUGCAGGUUGCACUCCAUGCGAACGUCACCAACCUUCCUUAUCCGUACUCUCCUUGCAGCGGAGUAAUAAAGAGAUGGAGUGAUGCUCCAUCCACCAUGAUUCCCAUCAUACAAAAGCUUUUGACGGGUGGCCUCCGUAUCUGGAUCUAUAGUGGAGAUACGGAUGGGAGAGUUCCGGUAACAUCUACACGUUAUAGCAUAAAAAAGAUGGGACUUAAGGUCGAGUCACCGUGGAGGUCAUGGUUCCACAAGAGUCAAGUAGCUGGAUGGGUUGAGACUUAUGCCGGUGGACUAAAUUUUGUCACGGUGAGAGGAGCCGGUCACCAGGUUCCGGCCUUGGCUCCGGCGCAAUCUCUCACAUUAUUCUCUCACUUCAUUUCUUCUGUCCCCUUGCCUUCAAAACGGUUCUGAUAUCAGUACCGUCAAGUCAUGAUGGCAAGUUGUUGUUGUUGUUUUGGAACCUUCGUUUAGCACUCUCCCAAUUGAUUUUAUGAAUUUCAAUUGAUGAAUAAAGAUUCUUCAACUUUUAGUUAUAUAAUAAGGCUUUUACCUUUCUACGCACGUUUUUCGUUGUUU
Arabidopsis thaliana (thale cress) is the source of this 1790-nucleotide messenger RNA. RefSeq names its product serine carboxypeptidase-like 35 (gene scpl35). The record is from RefSeq and is marked reviewed. The transcript has 8 exons. Gene Ontology annotation, molecular function: serine-type carboxypeptidase activity. Gene Ontology annotation, cellular component: extracellular region. Gene Ontology annotation, biological process: proteolysis. The coding region runs from base 183 to 1625 and encodes 480 amino acids. NCBI's taxonomy places the organism in Eukaryota, Viridiplantae, Streptophyta, Magnoliopsida, Brassicales, Brassicaceae.